This is a messenger RNA of Styela clava, 1076 nucleotides long. Its product is annotated as 23 kDa integral membrane protein-like. NCBI's taxonomy places the organism in Eukaryota, Metazoa, Chordata, Ascidiacea, Stolidobranchia, Styelidae. Gene Ontology annotation, cellular component: plasma membrane. The record is from RefSeq and is a predicted model, not a curated record.
UCAGAUGAAGCAUAUAACUUGAUUAGAAAAAAGUUUUUUUUUUCGGCUAUACGUUGUGCUGCAAUUGUCGCAAAUAUGGAUACAUGGAUACGAUAUUUUCACGUGAUUUUGAAUGUACUUUUUAUUCUCGUAGGACUAGUGCUGGUGGCUUUUGGAGUCUACGUUUUGGUCGGAUCACCAGUACAAGAAGUAUUAACGUAUGUUAGCGGAAAUAUGUUUCUCAUAUAUGCAAUGAUUGCAAUAGGCGGAAUUGUGUUUCUAGUAGGCUCAUGUGGUGCUCUUGGAUCUUGCUAUGAAAGUAAAUGUUUGCUCAUGACCUACCUCACAGUGACCGUUAUAUUUGUUUUGGCACAAAUUGCUGUUGUUAUAUUUGCUGUUGUUGAACAAGAUCACAUCAAAUCACAUCUUUCAACUGUAUGGUACGAAUUAAAUAAUGAGACGAAACAUUUACUUCAAGACAGAUUUAGUUGUUGCGGAUAUUCAACCCCAGAUGAAUGGGGGGGACUUUUUCCAGAAUCUUGCUUGAACACCACGACGGGAGGGGACGGUGCCCCAUGGUCGACGACUUGUUACAACUCAGUUGUUGGAUUUUUCGAUGAAAAUAUCAUACUCGCUGGAUCCAUUGCAGGACUGAUGUUUUUACUUGAGGUAUUCCAAAUGAUUGUUACUUGCUUUAUGGUCAGAGAUCUUAACAACAUUUCAAGUUACCGAAGAGACAGUCGGCGGCGUAAUUCUCAACUGAUGAGAGGGUAUGACGAAAGUGAAGGGGAUGCAUUUGAAGCUUAUUUGAAAAGGAAUGAAAUACGAGAGUCGAGACAAUAGCACACAGAUCAGUCAGCUUUCAGCUGUGUGAUUUUUAAAGAAACAAUUUUGCCAGAUCCUCAUGCUUUGAAUAUCGUUUCAACUUGCUAAAGGAGCUAAGCUGCUUGAGUCGGAUUCAUUUGAAUGAGUGAACACUAGGGCUGGGAAUGGUUAACCGGUUAACCGAUUUCAUAUGGUUAACGGUUACAAUUUAUUUCAACCAUUAACUGACAUCUCAGGUACAAAUCAUCUUCAUACCGUACAAUUUCUUCAAA